CUAUUGCAUAAACAAGUCCUUCACAAAUGGGUAUGAUUCUGAUAAAUCAUUUCAUUGUGGACUCGACUGCAAGUAACAAGAACACAGCAGACCAAAAUGAUGUUGCGAUCAUUUAUAAUUGGUCUUCUCAUACUGGCAGUGAAAAGUUUCCCCAUCAACGAAGAAAUCAACCAGAACAUCGAGGCAAAUACACCAAUAGAAAACGAUUUAAACACGAAAAAUGUCGAGGAAAUAAAAAAAGCACUCGACGACGUAACUUACGUACAAAACUUCAAAAACAUGAUGGCGGAUUACGUCAAAAGUCAAUACAACAACUUGACUCACCACGAAAUGGAUUCAAUAAAAGAAUAUCUAGAGGAAUUCUGCAUUAAAUUCGCAUCUGAUCUUAAAGAUAUUAUAGAAAAUGGAGUCACAUUUGAACGGGAUACAAUAAAUGAUGGUCUGCCAGAUUCUACAUUCGAAAAUGUUAGAGAUUGUAUCAAAACCGAGUUACCCGGAAUGGAUGAGAAUACAGCUGACAGGAUUACUUACGUUUUGAGGAAAAAUUUGUUUCUUACAAGACAGAAGAUAGACAGAAUAAUCAAUGACUCUAAAUUCUCUGCUAUAGAGAAUUCAUAGUUCUUUUUACACCACUUCGUCAGAAAGAGGAAUAUGUUUUUCAUUUUAUGUAUGUAUGUCCAUUUCUUUGGCUAAAAUUACGUUCAAAAUUUAAAAAAUAUGAUGGCCGAAAAAUGACAAAAAUCAAUACAACAACUUAACUCAUGACAUUACGGAUAAAAAAAAAGAAUAAUUAGAAGAAUUCUGACAGACGUCAGAAGGAGGAUAAUGUUCAUUUCUUUGUCACGUUCUAAAGUCCAAACGGCUGGACGGUUUUUGACAAAGACCUAAUGUGUCAUCAAAUUCGUUAAAUUAAUUAUUUAUUUAUUCAUUAGAAAGUUUAGAAUUUAAACUCAAGUGUUAUUUAUAUUAAUUGAUACACAGCUUUAUGAAACACAUCUAAAAUUCUCGUGAUAAAACUUCGGAGUAUGCCCAACUAGUUUUGAACCCAUGGGCCCUUCGUCAAACGUUACAAAAACCAGCUCAUGACUAAGGGCCCCACUCCCGUAAGGGUUCGAAACUUUAAGCCGUGUUCCAUAAUCAAUUAAUUAGGAAGCAGGCUUACAAAAGGUUUUAGCUAGAUAUAAUUAGACCUUGUUACUUCCUACCACAAUAAUUAGGUGUACGAAAAAAAUUGUAAUAGUGACUUAAGCCAUAUAAAUUAUUAAAAUAAAUUUUCAAAAUGCAGCCCGCAAAUGAAAAAUGG
Molecule: messenger RNA, 1303 nt
Organism: Bicyclus anynana (squinting bush brown)
Lineage: Eukaryota; Metazoa; Arthropoda; Insecta; Lepidoptera; Nymphalidae
Exons: 2
Coding region: 97-618 (173 amino acids)
Source: RefSeq, a predicted model, not a curated record